AUGGAACAGCAUAAGCAAAAGCACGCAGCCGCUCUGAAAAACACCCCUACUACUGAACCUUCCACAUCUCGAGAUGCACCUGGCACGACAUCGUUACCCAAGAAUCCUUAUGAGCUAAGCCCUGUGGAAGUGGAGAAUAUCCACCUCUUUGCCACUCUCGUUGACCGACUACAACACCAGCCACCCGGUACUAUUCUACGCGAGCCUCAGAUUCAGGAGUUGUAUGAGAGCAUCGGCACCCUUCGACCAAAAUUGGCUCGGAGCUAUGGUGAGACUAUGAGCAAACAUGUAGAGGGACACAAUAGCAAAGCAUCUUGCUGGGUUGCAAUCCAUGGCUCCGUUUAUGAUGUGACUGAUUUUGUGGACUCUCACCCCGGAGGUCCCAAUGUCAUCCUGCGCUGCGCUGGGAAGGAUGCUACAGAGGACUUCGACUCGGUACAUGAGCAAGAGAUCCUAACACAGUCUUUGGCCCCUUCAGCUCUUCGCGGACACAUUGAGCCGGGUACUCUAGUGAAGUCGAACGACAUCAACGAAACUAAGAUACCAAACAAGGAUGCAAGCCUGCCUCCUCCGCUAAGCAGCUUGCUUAAUCUUCAUGAUUUCGAAAUUGUCGCCGAGAAACACCUUCCCCCUAAUGCUUGGGCUUAUUACGCCUCCGGAGCCGAGGGCGAGAUUAGCAAGCGACAAAACUCCAAGGCAUUCCAGAAAGUCUCUCUUCGACCGCGCAUCCUUCGCAGCAUUCCGACUGUAGUUACAACGACUACUAUUCUGGGCAAGCAAGUUUCAUUGCCAGUCUACAUGAGCGCUGUUGGCAUUGCAAAGCUCGCCCAUCCCGAUGGAGAACGCGCCCUAGCAGCCGCAGCUGGGAAAGAAGGAUUGGCACAAGUGCUUGCCAAUGGGGCCAAUAAUGUUAUUGAGAGUGUUAUGGAUGCGCGAACGAGCCCAGAGCAGCCUAUCUUUCAGCAGCUAUAUGUUAACCGUGACAUCACGAAGUCUGAAGAUGUGGUUCGGCGUGCGGAACGAGCUGGUGCCAGUGCCAUCUGGAUCACGGUUGACUCUCCUGUUGUAGGAAAGAGGGAGAUGGAUGAACGAAUUAAUCUUCAGGUUGAGGCGAGGGACGACCCGUCUAGAAAAGGGCAAGGCGUUGCCAAAACAAUGGCCAACUUUAUUUCCCCAUUUAUCGAUUGGGAUAUUCUUUUGUGGUUGCGGGGCCUCACCAAACUACCUAUAGUCAUCAAGGGGAUUCAAUGUGUUGAGGAUGCGGUACAAGCAUAUCACUACGGAGUGCAGGGGAUUGUUCUAUCCAACCAUGGAGGACGAUCACAAGAUACCGCCCAGGCACCCCUCCUCACUCUUCUUGAGAUUCGGCGAUAUGCCCCGUUUCUCAUUGAGAGCAAAAUGCAAAUCUUCAUUGACGGCGGCAUUAGACGAGGCACCGAUGUGUUGAAAGCAAUAGCUUUAGGAGCGACCGCCGUAGGGUUAGGUCGGCCUACGUUGUAUAGCCUUGCGGCAGGAUAUGGUGAACAGGGGGUUCGGCGAGCCGUUGAGAUUCUACGACAAGAGAUAGAGUCUAAUAUGGUCUUUCUGGGAGUUACGAAUCUAAAGGAGCUGGGACCGCAUCUUUUAAAUACUGCUAGAUUAGAGAGAGACGUGGUUGGGGUAUCUUCCUCGACAGCGGAAACCAUGGGCAGCACAGAUUCCGCCCUCACAACGGUAAUCUAG
This is a messenger RNA of Aspergillus oryzae RIB40, 1722 nucleotides long. It is a transcript of the gene vps27, whose product is annotated as ESCRT-0 subunit protein VPS27. The record is from RefSeq and is a predicted model, not a curated record. Gene Ontology annotation, molecular function: oxidoreductase activity; heme binding. Lineage: Eukaryota; Fungi; Ascomycota; Eurotiomycetes; Eurotiales; Aspergillaceae. The transcript has 6 exons. Bases 1 to 1722 code for a protein of 573 amino acids.